AUGAAAGAAUUCGAAGAGGUUUAAAUCUUAAUAAGUCCUUACUGAAGUAUUAGUCGUCCGGUUUGCAGUAUUCUAUUAAGCGAAGUGUACGAUUGAACGAUGCUCCACAGCGAGAUCAGUUUGUUUAUAAAUAUAUCCAAUAUGUGUGCGCUUAUCAAAGGUAUUAAAGUUUGGUUUUGACUUCUUUGGAAGAUGUGGACAUUGCCAGUCUUUUGUAAACGUCUGUCAUAGCUAUGGCACCCUCCGUGUGUGUAAGUAUACUUACACAUCCAGUACGUACUGGAUGGUCCACUCCCAUUUCGAUAACAACGAACUCAACGAGGGUCCAUGCUCUAGCAGUGAGCCUGUGUUGCCGCCCCUUCCUCCGCUCCUCCAAAUUCCUGAUCAUUUUUCCGGUAACGUUUCUCUUGUCCUAACGCGUCUUAGACGAUAGUGACAUAUUAACGGACCAAACCAGCAUAUUUCAAGAGUUGGUACCUGUAAGACACUUCUCCUCCUUCAGUGAUCUUGAAAAAAUGCUCACCGACUUUCAGCAAGUUGUAGAUUUUUAGCUAUGUUACUUCUAGGCAACUGGAUGUUUGUUAGUCAAACGGAACUCUAUUCGCUACCCACCAGAGUCUCCUGAACACCGCACCUUGGUAUAUAAAUCUCUGACAUACGCCUGUUGCCACUACGGGAAUGGCCGCGUGCGUUCCAUGAAGCUUCAACCCCCAAAGUUUGAAGCUUUCCACAUUCAAUUUUUGUUACUUUAGAACUCGCAAAAUGAACUGUCCGUGCGAAAUCCGUAUUGGCUGUCGGGCCAAAAAGCUGCACAUAAUAGCUUUCGUAAUGCGCCAUAACCAUCCUGUGGCCGCGGAGCUCGCUGAAAAUUAUCCAGAAAACCGAAGACUCACUGAGAAGGAAAAAGAUGAAAUCAAUGACAUUCUCAAGUCAUCUCCUUCCAACUCGGCCGUAAAGGAACAUAUAGAACGUUAGUUUUUCCUUUUCAUAUCAAUCCAUCUUCUAGGCAAAUUUGGAAAGCACUGUUCUCUUAAUGACGUGCGACAAAUGAAAUAUCGUUUCCGCAAAACUCAAAAGUUACGCUCGAUUAGGAACUUUCCAUCGGCGAAGCUUGACUGUGAAGCGCCCGAAGAGGAUGAUAUAAACCAUGCUUACGAACUUCCCGCUGAGACAAUCUCCAAUUGGACGGAACAAACCAAGGAGAACAAAUUAUCUCAGUUCGUACCCUAUUCCCAGAAGCUCGCUGAGCUCCUGUGCUCAUCGGACAAUGAAACUUUCUAUGAACGCUUAGACUUUAUCAAGGAGCUUGUGGAGACCUGGCAGGCAGGCAAGCAGCCUGUUUUACUUACCCUUUAA
Molecule: messenger RNA, 1356 nt
Organism: Spirometra erinaceieuropaei
Lineage: Eukaryota; Metazoa; Platyhelminthes; Cestoda; Diphyllobothriidea; Diphyllobothriidae
Source: the annotation of a GenBank genome assembly